Dioscorea cayenensis subsp. rotundata (Guinea yam) is the source of this 660-nucleotide messenger RNA. RefSeq lists its product as uncharacterized. The record is from RefSeq and is a predicted model, not a curated record. The coding region runs from base 1 to 660 and encodes 219 amino acids. Lineage: Eukaryota; Viridiplantae; Streptophyta; Magnoliopsida; Dioscoreales; Dioscoreaceae. The transcript is spliced from 3 exons.
AUGGGUGGAGUUGUGAAUCAAAUGAAGAUGUAUGGUGAUCCAAUCUCUCAUCAAACUAUUGUGGCAAAGGUGUUGCGAAGUUUAACAACUCAGUUUGAUCAUGUUGUUGCCACCAUUGAGGAGUCAAAGGAUCUAACAACACUUACUCUUGAUGAGCUUAGUGGCUCUCUUCAAGCAUAUGAAGUGACACAUAUUCAAGCAGAGGAUGAGGAAGAGGAAAGAACAUGUUUGGAGGAAGAUAUCUCGGAAGAGGGAGAGGAAGGAAUAUUGAGCAUAGAAUUCAACCCAAUGAUCAAAGGCUUUACAAGGGAAACAUGCAAUGCUUCCACUGUGAAAGGUAUGGCAUAUGAAGGCAGACUAGGCUGCUCCAACCAUAUGACGAGGAUGAAAGAUUUGUUCACAAACCUAGAUGAAACAGAGAAGAUGAGGAUGAAUUUAGGAGAUGACAAGGAGACUCAAGUGACUGAAAAAGGGACAGUGGCACUCAAAGUCUCUUCUAUCAAUGUGAGGUUUUUAAAUGAUGUACAAUAUGUCCCUACUUUGGCCCAUAACUUGCUUAGUGUUGGGCAACUACUCUCUUCGGGCUAUAAUGUCACAUUUCAAGAUGAAGAAUGUAGAAUCAAAGCUCCAAAAACAGGGAAAGAUAUGACUAGAAUUUAG